Molecule: messenger RNA, 1419 nt
Organism: Pedinophyceae sp. YPF-701
Lineage: Eukaryota; Viridiplantae; Chlorophyta; Pedinophyceae
Source: the annotation of a GenBank genome assembly
AUGCACAGAGCCCCCCCUGGCGCGUCCGGGCGCCGCGAGCGCUCCGCAGGGGACCAAUGCGGCCCGGUAGACGCGACCGGGCUUCGCUACGCUGGUGAGGGGGGGCUGCACAUCGUGUUCGCCGUGGAGGGCUCCUCGCCGCGCGAGGUCGUGCGCGUGCGCAAGCGGCUGCCCUCACGGCGCGACGAGGACGGCCCCGCGGCCCGGGCGAUCGAUGCGUGGGCGUGGCCGGGGCUCCUCCAGGAGGUGCAAACCCGGGGGGCGAUGGCGCACGCGUUCGGCGGUGCGGUGAUGGCGCCGCUCGUGGGCGCGUCCUUCGUGGCGGAGACGCGGCGCAUCGCGACGCCGACGGACGCCGCGGUCGCGGCGCUGCGCGCGUGCGGCGAGCGGCGCCCGGAACGCUGGCGGCAACAGACCGACCAAUGCCUGGCGCACGACCUGUUUGACGACACCGCGGAGCUCCGCCUGGACUACUUUGAGCCGGACGAGCCCCGGGGCGUGCCGCGCGGGGCGCCGCGGUGCGUUUUGGAGGUGAAACCGAAGUGGGGGCUGCGGCCGUGCACAUCGGCAGCGCUGGCAGGCCCGCAUGCGGACGUCAGGGCGACGACGUCGCGGUACCGCAUGCACCAGGCGCUCAAGGUCGAGGAAGGCCGGGCCGCGGCGCCGAGCGCGUACGAGCCCGCGGACCUCCUCUCCGGCGACGGCGUCCGCGUGCUCCGCGCCCUCGCAGCCCUGUCUGACAGCCCACAAAACAACCUCGGGGUGCACGGCAACACCCCCCCGCUGGACGUCCUCGCCGCGGCGCUGUGCGCCUCGGGGGUCCUCCGCGCGAUCCGCGACGUGCAGGCCCUCGACGUCAUCGGGUUUCCCGGCGCGGCGGCGCUCGUCGGCGCCCUACGGGCGUCGCUGACGUCCGACGCAGCAUGCGCUGACGUCGGGGACGCCACACUCCCCCCCGCGGCCUCGGUGGACCUGCGCGCACUGCAGAUCGCCGUGUCGGACGUCGGGAAAACCCUCGAGGCAGCUGCGAGCAGCGGAGCAGGCGCUGACGGCGCGCUAGCGGCGCUGAGGUGCGCCGGCGAGCACGGAGGCCUGUCGUGGGCGGCUGCACGCGCGGCGCUGCAGGGCUUCCAGGCGUCGAUGUGCGCGAGGGACUGUGCGAUCAUUCUGCAGGUGUGGGGCCCUCUGGAAGGGGGCGCCGGCGCGGGAGCGGCGUGGGCUGCGACUCGGGGCGUGGCGGAGUGCUGCGCGUGUCCGGAGCGCGCGCUGGUGCGCAGGGCUGGCGAGGUGUGGCGGUACAGGGUGUACGUGUCGGAUCUGGACAUCAAGCCGCUCACCCGCGUGGACGAGUGGCUGCGGAAGGACGCAAGGAUUACAGAAGCCUACGUACGCAGCACUCGGCCAGAUAUCGCGAAUUAG